Centropristis striata (black sea bass) is the source of this 1074-nucleotide messenger RNA. RefSeq names its product C-C chemokine receptor type 1-like. Gene Ontology annotation, biological process: G protein-coupled receptor signaling pathway; immune response; chemotaxis. The record is from RefSeq and is a predicted model, not a curated record. The transcript is spliced from 3 exons. Gene Ontology annotation, cellular component: membrane. The coding region runs from base 1 to 1074 and encodes 357 amino acids. NCBI's taxonomy places the organism in Eukaryota, Metazoa, Chordata, Actinopteri, Perciformes, Serranidae. Gene Ontology annotation, molecular function: chemokine receptor activity.
AUGGACAAUGAUGGGGGAAAUGCCACCACCACACAGUUCUAUGAUUAUUCAUCAUAUUAUGAUGAGGAUCUUCUUCCAAACGUCGCUCCUUGCAGCAACAAGGAUUUGAGGAAUUUUGGCAUGGUGUUUCUGCCAACUAUCUACAGUUUGGUUUUUGUCCUUGGCUUCAUAGGCAAUGGCCUAGUGGUUUGUGUCCUGCUAAAGCACCGCAACCAGACCAACUUGACAGACAUCUGCCUCUUCAACCUGGCUGUCGCCGACCUCCUCUUCGUCUUCACGCUGCCUUUCUACUCCCACUAUUUAGUGGUCGAUCAGUGGACUUUCGGAGACUUUAUGUGUCGCUUCGUCUCUGGCUCCCACACCACCGGGUUCUUCAGCAGCACCUUCUUCAUGGUUGCCAUGACGCUGGACCGCUACAUGGUCAUCUUACAUACUCGUGCAGUGGCACGAUAUCGCACUCCGAUGGCAGCCAUCACUCUGUCUGUGAUCGUUUGGAUGCUGAGCUUGUGUGUCUCUCUGCCGACUCUUAUCUUCACAAAGGUGACAAAUGAGUCUUCCGGGCAGGCUUGUGGCUACGUCCCAGAAAACAAGGCCUGGCUGCUUUACAACAUGUUCUCCAUCAAUAUAUUGGGCCUUUUGAUCCCCUUGUUGGUAAUGAUAUGCUGCUACUCCAUGAUCAUCCCCGUAUUGAUGAAACUGAGGAGUGCGAAGAAGCACCGCGUGGUUAAGAUGAUCAUCUGUAUAGUGGUUGCCUUUUUCCUAUUCUGGACCCCAUAUAACAUUUCACUUUUCUUGAUAUUUCUGAAAUCUGAGGGUAAAUUGGAGUCCAACUGCAGCAUGGAACACAAUUUAAAGCUCUCAGCAACAGUGACUGAGACUAUUGCUUACACUCACUGCUGCCUGAACCCCAUCAUAUACGCCUUUGUGGGACACAAGUUUAAGAAACGGGCCUUGCAGCUGUUGAGGAAAUGGGUGCCUCUGAUUCACUUCACCAGAGAUUUCUCAGAUAGCUCGUACAGGAAAAGCUCAGUUACAUCCAGGUCCUCUGAUGUCACCUCAAAUUUCAUCAUGUAA